UUGCAGUUGGAUGAGCGAGAUCACGGGAUCAUUAGAUCACGCGAUAUCUGGCGCAUGUUUUUUUUUUGUGACAUAUUUCAAACGGAAUCCACUGAUCUGCCUCUUUUUCCUCACCGGACAGGUUAACGUCACUUCUUGGAACACCUUGUCUCCAUGAUGGAUCCCCAAACCCAUCUGAAAACCAUACUGAAGAACAAAUAUCAGAAACUGAAUGACGCAUACUCUGAAAAGUCAUUACUUCCUUCAAGACUGUGCUACCGGCUGCUCAAGCAGGACUACCCAUUAAAUAAUUUGCAGCAGCAUGAGUUUAGAUAUGUUGACAAGUCAGAUCUUCAUUCUUGGCUUUAUUUUUCAACUGACUCACUCUCAAGUAUAUUGUCAUGUAACUGCAAACAUGAGAGAUGGAAAAGAACAGUCAUCACUUUAGGAGUGGGUGGAGUCGGAAAAACCACAACAGUGCAGAGUUGUGCUCUAGAGUGGGCCGAGGACAAAGGGUACCACAACAUCCGCCUCCUCUUUCCUCUUACAUUCUGGGAGUUAAAUUUGCUCAAAGGUAAAAAGAACCUAAUUGAAAUUCUCCAGACAUUUUACCCUGAAUUGAAAGAGCUUGACAGUUCUGGUUUAAAUGAAAAAGACGUGUGGUUUGUCCUUGAUGGACUGGAUGAGUAUCAUCUCCCUCUCAACUUCAGUUGUCCAACAGUGAGUGAUGUUUCGCAGGUCUCCACAGUGGAUGUUCUACUGGCCAAUCUGAUCAAAGGGAAUUUAUUUCCCAGGGCUCAUGUAUGGAUAACAACCCGAUAUGCAGCGGCAACCCAAAUUCCUGGUUGCUUUUUGCUUAAAGAGACCGAGAUUCAAGGGUUCAGCAACGAACAGAUGGAGCAGCACUUCAAGACAGUCAUCGGUAAUGAUGAUCUAGCAUACAAAGCCAUCAACCACGUGAAAAUAUCAAGGAGUCUGGACUUCCUCUGUUCGAUUCCUCCAAUCUGCACCAUCAUGGCAAAUGUUUUGAAGAAUCAUGUGAAAGCGGAUGAUGGAUUCAAAAUUAACCCUUUAAAUCUGACCCAGAUUUACGCACAUCUGAUCAAAGCAUCAAAUCCAGGCAUUAUUGCCAAGCUUAAAAAUUUGGCACUGCUUCGGAUGAAAGCUGGUAAUGUCAUGUAUGAGCGCGAUCUUCAAGAGGGGGACAUAAGUGUGAAGAAAGCAUCUGCAUUUUCCAAAGAGUGUCCACUUGUGUUGAGAGAAGAAAAGGGGCUGCAUAACACCACAGUGUUUCGCUUCGGUCACUCAAGCAUUCAAGAGUUCUUGGCAGCAUCUGCUAAACUGGACGACAUUGAAGGGAAUUCUGCACAGUCUCUUUGUUGUAAGGACCUGGUGGACCAGAUGCGGCAGGAUCCAUGGGGAAACUCUGACGUCUUUCUUCGCUUCAUCUUUGGCCUCAUUAAGGAACGCGAUAUGUUGGCACCCACUGAUCCACUUUUUGCAUACACCAAGAAGAUGAUCCUGGACAACAUUUUGGAGUAUACCGCUGUAGUUCUUUUCCACUGUCUGAGGGAGUACGACAGCCAGGCUUUGCUGAAUGAAGUCAAGUUCUUUCAGAAGUUUGGCAUUUGUCCAAUCCCUGAAUCCACACCAAUGCAAUGGCACUUCGUGAUACAGAGGACCACAAAUUUUGAAGGGAUGAGAAAUAGUUUUGAGAUGGAAGUGUCCAAGAGAUGUGAUGAAAGACUCCUCAGGGAGUUACCAAAUAUUUUGAAAUCCAAGAAAGCCAUGCUGCGAUUCUCUAACCUGACAGAUAAGUGUUGUCCAGCCUUAGCAACAAUCCUGAGCACAAGAGAGUCUUACCUGAGAGAGCUGAACCUGGGGUACAACAACAUCAGUGAUGAUGGAGUCAGGAAACUUGUGGAGGGGCUGUGCAAUCCAAACUGCAGGCUGAAAAUGCUCAGGUUGGAUGGCUGUGAAGUGACCUCUUGUGCCUGUGUAUACCUGGCCACGGCCCUGACACAGUCCCGGAAGCUGCAAAUGCUGGAUCUCAGCAGGAACAAAAUAGGAAAUGAGGGACUGCAGCUUCUUGCUCAGGGUUUGAGAUCUCCUGAAUGCCAGCUACAAAUACUUAAACUAUCACAGUGCAACAUUGAGGAAAAGGGCUGCUAUUAUCUGGCAUCUGCUCUGAAGGAGAACUCUGGCCACCUCAAAGUGUUGGAUCUGAGCAUCAACAUGGUCGGAGACAAAGGCGCCAUUGAGCUCUUUAAAAGAUUCAAUACAUUGCAACUGACAAAGCUGGAGAUGUACGACUGCGGCCUCACUGCUUUGAGCUGUGCAAGUAUCGGGGAAGCUCUGAAGUUUGAAACCAGCACCCUCAUAGAGCUCAACUUGAGCAACAAUGAUUUGAAAGAUGCAGGGUUUAGUCUCAUCUGCAAAGCAAUGUGCACAUGGUGUAGUCUGGAAACACUCAACGUUUCAAGAUGUGGAAUCACUGAUGUGAGCUGCAGACAUUUGUCUGAGGUCUUGACUUCGUUCUCCCAGCGCUGGAUGAGAGCAGCCAAAUGGCAGGCAAUGGAGCUGAAAGACCUUGACCUCAGCAUGAACUGCCUUGGAGACAAAGGGGUCAAUGAAAUUUCAGCUGGACUGAAGAAUCCGUGCAUUUAUCUGCGAACUCUCAACCUGAGUGACUGCAGCCUAAGUGAUGACUGUUGUGCAGAGCUUGCAUCAGUGUUGGCCUCAACGGAAAGCAGUAUCAGUGAGCUGAACCUGUCGGAUAAUCCCCUCCUUAAAGAUAAGGGAGUGAAGAAACUCUGUGUGGGACUCAGACGCCCUCAAUGUAAUCUGGAGAAGUUAUUACUGAGGAACUGUGGCCUGACCUCAAGGAGUAUUCAGUUGCUGAUCUUGGCGCUGAAGUCAAACCAUCAACAUCUUUCAGAGCUGCAUCUGAUGGGCAACAUUCUGGAAGACUCGGUAGUCAGUGAGCUCGUAGAUCUAACGAAGAACAAGAAAUACGCCUUACAUACAUUGGACAUCUCAACAGACUCAACUGCAUCUGAAGUCUCUUUCCCUUUACCGCCCUAUUUCUCAACAGAUUGAGCAGACGGACAGCGAGCGAGGCUGCAAACUGCCCCUCGUUUCUUAUGCCACACUCUUCUUUGUUUUUCAUGGUAUAUUGUAGUUACAAAAAAAGUGCUUUUCAGACUUUUGUUUCAUUCCCUUGACAAUAUAAAGAUCACUAGAAAAUGUGUGGAGACACUCAAACCAUGAAUAUUUUCGGGAUUUUUUUUUUUUUUACUACUUUCUAUGAGUUAUUUAUUUUAUUCAGUGCCUUACUUCUGAUCUAUGCUGCGUGAAUUUUCUGAGGCUGCAGUACACAGCACUUGUAUGUAAGAUAAUCUUGAAAAGAGAAGAAAGUGAUAAUCGUAGGAAGUAAUGUUUCUACUAAAUCUAAAAUAUGUAAUGCCCAUGACUGUAACCUUAUUAUGUACCAAAGAAUCUAAAGCGGGAAUCUGAAAACGAUGUAAUCUCUGUGACCACAAAAAUAAACUUUUGUUUCUUAAUUCCA
This is a messenger RNA of Scatophagus argus, 3547 nucleotides long. RefSeq names its product NACHT, LRR and PYD domains-containing protein 12-like. The record is from RefSeq and is a predicted model, not a curated record. The coding region runs from base 154 to 3078 and encodes 974 amino acids. The transcript has 9 exons. Gene Ontology annotation, molecular function: protein binding. Lineage: Eukaryota; Metazoa; Chordata; Actinopteri; Scatophagidae.